Messenger RNA from Rubroshorea leprosula, 1050 nucleotides. The record is from the annotation of a GenBank genome assembly. NCBI's taxonomy places the organism in Eukaryota, Viridiplantae, Streptophyta, Magnoliopsida, Malvales, Dipterocarpaceae.
CUGAUUACAAUUCUACACCCAUGGCCACCGUCCUCCUCCGCCUCUCGACAAAACCGUCGCCGUCACCUGCCGCUGCCACCGCCGCAGCCGCCGCACCUAGCUUCCUUUCACCGGCCAUUCAUUUCACUAAACCCAGAUUUCUUCCUUGCGAGCGUUACCGGCCUAAUAAUCGAACUCCCAGAAUACCCUCAUCGUAUCGAAAUGGGAACGGGAGCAACACCCCGCAACUGCCAGAGACAGAGUGCCCUGUUCCGUGGGAGCAGCAGCCCAUUAACGAGUACCAAUCUCUCUCCACCUCCUUCCCCUUCUCUUGGGCCUCUGGUGAUCUUGUCGAGUACUGCUCUCGCUUGUUCGUUACCGGCGCUUCCUUCGCUCUUUUCAUCGGUCUCCCCGUAUCCUGGUUCGGGGCGGUGGGAGCGGACAACGAGCCGCUGAAGCGGAUUCUCGCGGCCGUAUCCAGUGGGAUAAUUUUCGUCACUAUUGCCGUUCUGAGGAUGUAUCUGGGUUGGGCUUAUGUUGGGAACCGCUUGCUCAGUGCCACCGUUGAAUAUGAAGAGACUGGAUGGUACGAUGGACAGAUAUGGGUGAAGACUGCUGAAGUUUUGGCACGUGACAGACUUCUUGGUUCAUUUUCAGUUAAGCCUGUGCUGAGCAGAUUAAAAUACUCCCUGGUUACUCUUGCAGCAUCCUUGUUUAUAUCCAUUCUUCUCCUUGUAAACAUUGAGGGAGACCAGAAACUCUCAUCCAUAUUUUCCGAAGAAGCCUGGGGUAGAGCUAUUCCUGGAGUUUACAACGAAGAUUCUGCAAGAACAUUCAGGCCAGAUGCAUUCCAUGGCGAACCCAUUAUUCCCAUAAGUCUUUAAACAGCUCUUGACACAUUCAUGUUUUUAUGUAAAGUCCACUAAAUAUUUCAUGAAAGAUCCUUUGUCUCUUUGAUGUAUAGUUACUUGGUUAAAUCUGCCUGUUCUCCGUAAGUACUCAGUAGAUAUUGUAUAUCAUCAUUUCCUAUGUUCUACCCAAUAGAUACACAGAUAAAAGCAUGAGGGAAUG